AUGGGGCUCUGGGAUCUCCACCUUGCGCAAAAGCACCGGUACUUUGCCAAGAUCGCGCUCGAGGACAGCCUAGUCCAAGAGUGCGUCAGCGCCGUCAGUCCUACGCACACGUCUAUCUAUGGAGACAGCGUCAUAAUCGCGGCCAAUAGGCCCGACGAGCGGGCUCGACACCGGGACGCUGUCCACUCUAAACUGUGCGACGAGGGUUUCUGCGCCCGGGGAGUGAUCGUCGAAGAGGCCCCCGUGAUUCCCGACGUGUGCGGCUUCCAGCUGGGGCACCGCAAGCUCAGCCCGAUAUACCUAUACGAAUCCAUCCUCCGGCUGAACCCCAAUUCUGGGAAGGAAAUGGCCAAUUACGUCGCGAUCGUGGAUCACCUGUGGCAGAAGUGGGCCGACCAGAAGGGCCUCAUCGAACAUCGACGGCGGGACGUCGUCGAGAUGCUCGGGAGGCACGCGGACAGCAGCAGCAGCGGCAGUGGCGGCGACUGGCCCGACGACCCUGGAUUCUUAUCGCGUUUAGCUCUGUCAGGAGGGAUGUCAACAAGAUUAUGGCCGAGGCCGACCUACAAGGACCCCAGGUCGCGCUCCUAA
Fonsecaea erecta is the source of this 591-nucleotide messenger RNA. RefSeq lists its product as hypothetical. The record is from RefSeq and is a predicted model, not a curated record. Lineage: Eukaryota; Fungi; Ascomycota; Eurotiomycetes; Chaetothyriales; Herpotrichiellaceae. Bases 1 to 591 code for a protein of 196 amino acids. The transcript is spliced from 2 exons.